Alosa alosa (allis shad) is the source of this 3962-nucleotide messenger RNA. It is a transcript of the gene paxip1, whose product is annotated as PAX interacting (with transcription-activation domain) protein 1. The record is from RefSeq and is a predicted model, not a curated record. Gene Ontology annotation, cellular component: nucleus. Gene Ontology annotation, biological process: positive regulation of transcription initiation by RNA polymerase II. The transcript has 21 exons. The coding region runs from base 108 to 3602 and encodes 1164 amino acids. NCBI's taxonomy places the organism in Eukaryota, Metazoa, Chordata, Actinopteri, Clupeiformes, Clupeidae.
GGCGCUUUGGAGACUGCACUUUGAGGACAGUAAAUGGAUAGAAGUUCAUUGAAUAUGUACAAUACCUAAUAUAUUUAAUUAAUAACGUCCUCUUUUGAUACCGUACAAUGUCUGAAGAGGAAUUGACGGUGCCCGAAGAGCUUUUUAAAGAUGUUAAAUUCUACGUGGUUGGCGAUAUUGACCAAAAGGUUGUUCAACUUUUGAAAGCUGGGAAAGGAAAAGAAGUUUCCUACAAUGCUUUGGCAACUCACAUCAUUGCAGUAGAUGGUGACAAUCCUGAAGUCAGUGAAUCACGUGAAGUCUUUGAUUUGCCAGUUGUAAAGCCAUCUUGGGUGAUUCUUUCUGUGCGAUGUGGAGACUUGCUACCAGUCACAGGCUUCUCUCCAGAGUCAGGCCAGCUGUUCUUUGGAGUUACAGCAUGUCUGCCACGGCUCCCCGAAGAUCUCAACACUCUUUGGGCCUUGAUCACAUACCAUGGUGGAGACUGUCAGCUUUCACUCAACAAGAAGUGCACUCACUUGAUUGUCCCACAGCCCAAGGGGGAAAAGUAUGAGCGUGCAUUAAGGGAGAGCGGCAUCCUCAUAGUCACGCCAGAGUGGGUGGUGGACUCUGUGAAGGACAAAGCCCGUAAGGAUGAACUGGUUUACCACCCUCGCCUGGUCUGCCCAGAGGAGGACGAGGAGGAGGAGGAAGGCAGCGACUACGAGUACAGCCGCGGCUCACGCUCGGACGGCAGCUACAGCCCGCGCCGGUCCCCACGCAGCCGGCGCUCCAGCGGCGCCACGUCCCGCGACGCCUCCCCCGUGGCCAGACACCGCCGCCGGCCGGGCCCCCGCUGUCGCCGCCGCUCGUCCUCGCGCUCGCGCUCCCCGUCGCAGUCCCGCUCGCCCAGCCCCACCCACAAGCCCGAGCGCCGCAGCGAGCUCAUGUUCGACGACUCCGAUGACUCUUCCCCGGAGAAGGAGGGCAACCUGAGCUGGACACCGGCCGAGGUGCCCCAGCCCCCCGCCGCGGCCACUGCCAAGCGCCGCCUGCAGCCAGGCAAGGACUCGGGCCUCAUCAACCUGUGCGCCAGCGUGCCCAUGAUCCCUGGAGCCACAGGGGUGGGCGGCCCGGCGCUGCCCACGGAGGUGGCUGGGGGUGGAGGGGCAGGGACGGCGGACAGGCCGGAGGGUGUGCCCGGCUGGAGCCCUGCAGCCAGGACGCUGAGGAACAUUACCAACAGUGCCGACGUCCAGCAGCCCAACAGACCCUCCAAUGUCGCACAUAUUCUCCAGAGUCUCUCCGGCCCAGCAAAGCCCCUGGAGCAGCAGGCUCAUCCAGGCCAGCCUGGCGUGCCCAAUCAGAUGAUUUUUCCUCAGGCCAAGCCACCGGCGACACAGCAGCAGCUUACUGAAGCACAGCAACAUCUCCUGCAGCAGCAGCAGCAGCAGCAGCAGCAGCAGCAGCAGCAGCAACAACAACAACAACAGCAGCAACAAGGCCAUCAGCUGCAACAACCACAGCAACAACAUCACCCUCAGCAGAUGCCACCCCAACAACACCCAAUGAUGCACCUCCAGCCUCAAGUCAUGCAGUUACACCAUCAGCAGCAGCAACAACAACAACAACAAUUGCAGCAGCAGCAACCAGUUCCACCCCAAGGCUUUCCACAGAUGCCCCAGCAAACGCAUCCCUUUAUGCAGCAGCAGGCUCAUCCACAGCAGCAGCAGAUGCAUCCGCAACAGCAGCAGCAACAACUCUUCAAUCAGCAGCAGCAGCAUCCAUUCACUCAGCAGCAGCUGCGACCCCAGCAACUGCUACGCCCAUCCCUGCAGCAGCAGCUGCAACAACAGCAGCAGCACGCGCUGCAGAUGCAGCAGUUGCAGCAGCAGAGGUUGCAGCUGCAGCAUCAGCACCAACAACAACAACAGCAGCAACAGCAACAGCAGAAUCAGCAACAGCAAAUGCACCAGCAGCACUUGCAACAACAACAACAACAACAGCAGCAGCAGCAACAUUUCUUGCAGUUGCAGCAGCAGCAGCAGCAGCACAUGUUGCGGCAGCAACAGCAGCAGCAGCAUGUCCAGAAUCAGCAGGGCAUGCCGCAUCAGACGCAGCAGGGGCUGCCGCAUCAGACCCAGGCCUCCAUGCAGCCUGGGCCCCAUCCGCCUCAGCCUCACCAGCUGUUCGGUCAUGAGAAUGCACAAGACAUUCCUGAAGACGGCUUCUUGGUUGGAUGUGUCUUCGCCAUUGCUGACUAUCCAGAACAAAUGGCUGACAAGCAGCUUUUGACAACUUGGAAAAAAAUUAUUCAAAGUUAUGGUGGUACUGUGGACUCGUCCCUAAACAAUCGCUGCACACACCUGCUUUGUGAAAGCCAAGUCAGCAGCAUGUAUGUUCAGGCCUUAAGAGAGGGGAGGCGAUGCGUCACCAUCCACUGGCUCAACACCAUCCUGAAGAAGAAGAAGAUGGUCCCCCCACACAGAGCUCUCCACCUGCCCUUUGCCUUCCCGCCUGGAGCCAAGCCCUGCUCUCCGCACAUCAUCUCCGUAACGGGGUUUGUGGACACGGAUCGGGAUGAUCUGAAGCUCAUGGCCUACCUGGCGGGGGCCCGCUACACCGGCUACCUGUGCCGGAGCAACACUGUGCUCAUCUGCAAAGAGCCGGGUGGGCUGAAGUACGAGAAGGCCAAGGAGUGGCGGAUCCCGUGUGUGAAUGCCCAGUGGCUGUGCGACAUCCUAAUGGGGAACUUUGAGGCUCUGAGGCAGGUGCAGCACAGCAGGUAUACUCAGUUCAACCUGCAGGAGGCGCUCACGCCCAACCCACACCUGGUCCACAAUCUACUGGGUGCGUGGCGGACUCCUGUGAAGGUGGCACCAGACACUUUAGCGACACUACGUAUUCAGCUGAAACAGAAACAGGUGGAUGCCAGCCCUCAGCCGCCCUCUAAGAAACCCAGGCUUGAAGAGCUCCCAACGCCAACUAAGAAGCUUCCGCCAGAGUCCACACCGAGUGUGUUCUUCACUGGCUUUGAGCCUCUCCCAGUCCAGCAGCACAUUAAGAGGCUGUAUGAGCUGGGAGGAGAGGUGGCAGAAAGUGCUCAGAAGUGCACCCACCUGGUGGCCAACAAGGUGCUGCGGACGGUGAAGUUCCUCACGGCCAUCCCCGUGGUCAAGCACGUGGUGACCUCCGAGUGGCUGGAGGAGAGCUGGAAGAGCCAGAAGUUUGUGGACGAGCAGAAGUACAUGCUGCGGGACGCUGAGGCGGAGGUGUUGUUCAGCUUCAGCUUGGAGGAGUCUCUGAAGAGAGCCCACACAGCCCCACUCUUUAAGGGGAAGUAUUUCUACAUCACCCCUGGGAUCUGUCCGAGCCUCAGCACCAUGAAAGCCAUAGUGGAGAGCGCUGGAGGGAAGGUGCUGUCAAAGCAGCCCCCCUUCCGCAAAAUCAUGGAGCACAAGCAAAACAAAAAUCUACCAGAAAUUAUUCUUAUAUCCUGUGAGAACGAUUUGCAUCUUUGCAGAGAGUACUUCCUCAAGAAUAUUGAUGUACACAAUGCUGAAUUCAUCUUGACAGGGGUGUUAACACAGGCCUUGGACUAUGAAUCAUAUAAAUUCACGUGAUAGGGGGCCAACGAGGUUGGAGGAGAGAUGCUGAUCUCUGGGUUUAUCGACCUGCUGCAACAGAGGUCCCUGCAAGGGCACAUGAAGACACUGAUGAAUGGGCUAUCCUCUGAAAUCUUCUAUUGUACCAUAAAGUACUGUCCUUUUUGCAGUGUUUUGUAUCCUGUACACAGACCAGUUGUUACUGUGUUUUUUCCCAGGUUCUGCAGAAUAGCUAACAAUAAAUAGAUAUUUGUUAUUUUUAUGAUGUGUAAAUUAUGAAAUCGGUGAGUGUAUCAUUGUGUGUGUUGUUUUUUACUGUUGAUUUUUUUUUUUUUUUUUGGAAAUAAAUCCCUACUCACAUCUGUGAAAGAUGCUGCA